AUGGAAUCUUUGGCAACAACCAUUCGUUUUGUCACGCUGAUCUGCCGAACACUUUCGAGUGAACUCCAACAGGUCGCCCUGUCUAGACUUCUGCGAUAUCUCUGUGUGCCUUUUGCUGCACUGCAGGAAACACGCAUGAGAGAUCGGCCCGUCAUCAGCUUCGAAAAUUACACCAUAUACUGCAGCGAUGCUGAUGAGAACCAAGUAGGUGGCUGCGCGAUAGCUGUGAGGAACGAUUACAAGAACCUGGUGGAGGAAUUUGGCUCAACGUCGUCUAGAUGCGCCUUUUUACGACUGUGGGAUCGCAGAGGACAUAAACUCUGGAUCGUAAAUGCUCACCUACGGAAACCGCUGAGGACAACAGUGGUCAUUGUCGGAAUCGACGCAAAUGCGAAGAUGGGACUCGAACAGCAAUCCUAUGUGCUAGGAAAAUGGUACUAUGCAGCGGAGCGCACGUCGGACAACGGUGACCGUCUGGUCGACUUGUGCGAACAGACGGGCCUCAUCAUCGCGUUCACGUUUAAGAGGAAUCAUCGACGCCAUCAGCUCACGUGGCAGGGGUCAACCCUUUUAACGCCUGAAGAGCAGCGCAAGCGGAAGAUGGGGACUCUUAAGCUUCAGCUCGACUACGUUCUGGCGAGGAACAUUCCUCAGUCAGACAUCCGAAAAUCUAGAGCUGUUUGGGACGUCGCGUUCGACUCUGACCACCGUCCAGUACUUCUCAGCUUCAAGAUACGGUUGAACAAGAGAAACCGAGGAGUUCCUCUUCAACCGAAAAUCGACACGGCAGGUUUGAAAGACGAUGAAUGCAGAACAAAAUUCCGCCAACGACGCUGCAAGGUUCUAUUGCCGCAGAAGAAGUUUGCCUCUGCAUGUGCGGAAACAAAAUCCACAUACAAUUCUGUAUGUGUCGCGCGCAGCGCUGGUGACUUCAACCAGGAAAAGCGUCUCAGAAGGAAGCUGCGUCGUCAACUGCAACAAGACCGCGAUAACGAGUGGACGUCAAGAGCGAUGGAGUUUGAGAAGGCGUGGGAGGACAGGAACCCGCGGAAAGCCUAUGUUCUACUAAAACAGUAUAGCGGCAAAAUGAAAAGAUGUUCCCCUGUCCUCAACACUGCCAAUGGGGUAGCUGUCGGUGAAGCAACCCUUCCAAUUUGGAAGGAACACUUCAAGACCUUGCUGAACCGGCUAGCACCGUCAGCUCCUGAACUCGAACACGUUCAUAGACCGACAUAUGCGGUUAACGAGGAGCCACCGAACGAGUCGGAGGUCCUUGUCUGUAUUCAAAAAAUGAAGAAUGGAAAAUCUGGUGGAGACGACGGGAUUAGCGCAGAAAUGCUAAAAUAUCUUCCUAUGUCUGGGAUUCAAAUAACGCGCGACGAGCAAGCUGGCUUUCGUCCUGGCCGAUCUACGAUUGACCAGGUGUUCAUCGUCAGGAGAGUGAUCGAAAUCUGGCAGCGGUACUCGAAGCCAUUGCAAAUAGCGUUUCUGGACUUUGAAGACGCGUUCGACCCUCCUCACCGAGGCCGUCUUCUCGACGCGCUCCGCACCGAUGGAGUACCAGGAAAGUUCGUUCGCUUGCUUGAUGACAUGAAUCAACGAACAACUGCUGCAGCUCGAACACCAGCCGGAUGUACAACACCGUUUGAAGUGGUAACUGGAGUAAGACAAGGGGCAGUGGCAGGACCUUUCCUGUUCAAUUUCGCAGUCGACGACAUUAUGCGAAGAACAGUCGACCAAUGUCCUGCCGACAUUGUCUUAGCACCAUCUGGGUGCCCCUUGACUGAUCUCGAGUACGCCGACCAUGUUGUUAUAUUCGUGGAAAGCAGUACGAAACUUCAACAUGUUGUCAACCUUGUAUCGAAGCUGGCUGCAGCCUAUGGACUACGCCUACGCCCUGAUAAAUGCAAGCAGAUGUGGAUCUCUUCGAGACCACGAACGGGAAUCAGGGUGGACGGACAACCGAUAGAACUAGUCGAUGAGUUCUGUUACCUAGGCUGUACGCUGAAGAACAAUGGCAGCUACGAGGGAGAUGUUCAGCAAAGAUGCGCUAAGGCCACUUCUGCAUUUAACUCCUUAACGAAAUGCCUGUGGUCGACCCCCAUCACCAACGAAGUCAAGCUGCGAGUCUACCUAUCCCACGAUGUACGGAUCGGAGACUUGGACAGCACCAUCAACAGUUAUGAAGAGGCUUGA
Messenger RNA from Necator americanus (New World hookworm), 2196 nucleotides. RefSeq lists its product as uncharacterized. The record is from RefSeq and is a predicted model, not a curated record. The transcript has 4 exons. Bases 1 to 2196 code for a protein of 731 amino acids. Lineage: Eukaryota; Metazoa; Nematoda; Chromadorea; Rhabditida; Ancylostomatidae.